Molecule: messenger RNA, 1727 nt
Organism: Plasmodium vivax (malaria parasite P. vivax)
Lineage: Eukaryota; Apicomplexa; Aconoidasida; Haemosporida; Plasmodiidae
Exons: 1
Coding region: 486-1727 (413 amino acids)
Biological process (GO): translation
Cellular component (GO): mitochondrial small ribosomal subunit; ribosome
Molecular function (GO): structural constituent of ribosome; small ribosomal subunit rRNA binding
Source: RefSeq, a predicted model, not a curated record
CUCCCGGGGGGAUAAAACACGGCUCCCCAUCUGGUGACACGCUUUGCGGUUGGCCUUUCGCCGCGAACCUUAGCAGUUCCUCGUGCGAAAAAAAAAAAAACCACCACAUGAAAGUGCAGUGUGGGGAGAUACAGAUACCAUCCGGAUGCCGCAAGGGGAAGGAAGAAGAGAGGACGCCUGCCGAACUAACGCACACCAUUUGUAUGUGCCGCUUUCCAAACGGGUUGAGGCCAAUCGGGGGGAAGGCCUCCACCAGGCACAGCAUAGCACUGAUAGGGAGCGGCACGCAGUAGCGUUCGAUGUUAGGCUUAGGGGGGAUCUGCUUUUCGGCUGAUUCUCCCCGCUGGGGCUGCCCUCCCUCCGUUGCACCUCCCCGCAUUGUAAUCAGCACGUCUCACAGUGGGCUCAUUCCACCCAGGUGUGUGUGAUAGUAAGUCAGCUGGGGUAACACCUCACUGUGGCGCUACCCACCAAGGGGGAAGAAAAUGGCCCCUACGAGGAAGCUGCUCUCGCGGGGUGCCCUGCUAAGUAUACAGGUGCCUGGGGGGCGCACUGCGCAAACGAGCGGAGGUGUAUUCCCUUGCCACAGGGGACUGCACAGUGGAAGCAGGGAUGUGAAGAAGCAAGGCAAGCCGAAUGGUACAGUCAAACCGAAUGGGGAUUACAAACCGAACGGGGCGGACCGCCCAAGUCGGGCGAACAGCCUGGAAGACGUAAAGGUCUCCAAAGAAACGUCCAGCAAGGCGCUAUUCGACGAGUGCCUAGAGGAAAUCUACAGGAAGAAACGACAAGUUGAUAAGAACAGCGUAGAGUAUGAUGUGUCUCCAGUGAUAGAAGAGCUAAGCAAAGAAGAAAUAAAAUUAACAAGAGAUAUUUUUAAAAGAAUUGAAGGAAAAAAAAAAAACAUAUCCCUUUUCAAUUAUGGGGAUGUUCAGAUUGAUCCCUAUUGGAACCCCUUCAAAGACGUCACUGACAUGAGGAGAGAAAUCGUUUUUGAGUUUAGUGAAUAUACCAAAGUGGCUACCAUGGUGGAGGUGAAAAGGCAAAGGCAUUCCAUUAAGCGGUCCCUCAAGGAGCAAUACAGACUGUAUAACCCCUACUCAGGGGAGCAUAGUGCCCACCUCGGAUUGGGCAAAGACUCCAUAGAAGCAGAUUCGAUCGUCUGUAAUGAUAAGAGUGAAAGGUAUUGGAAUCCGGGGGUUAAUAGAAAAAAAUUACUCUCCUUAAAGUGCCCCUUUAUAUGGAGACACACCCACCUGUUGCACCACUUUAUUGGCGAAAAUGGUCUCAUCUUACCCCGUAAAAUCAAUUUCACCACAAGGAAACAGCAGAUUCAAAUUUUUAAAGCCAUUUGUGUAGCGCGCAGGAUGGCCCUCUACCCGUAUGAUAGGAAGCCUGAGAAGGACGACCUCAUCCCCCUGAUGGACCCCCUGCAGCUGCUCGCCGAUGAGUUGAUUCAUCGCUUCGUCCAAAGGAACGACUUGCGAGCUCAGGCCAUGCUCAAGGCCAUGAUCAACAGGUACCCCUCCUUAAACUAUUACAGGUAUUUCUGCCACGAGGCGGGUGGGAAGCAGCGGGGGGGAGCGCAGCCGGAGGGAGAGCAACCAGGGGAAGCGCAACAAGGGGAAGCGCAACCUGGUGACCGCCACUUCGCGAAGAUGCUGCGCAGGUAUAAGGAGAACUACUAUGAGGGGGCAACCCCUCCACAGGGGCACACCAAACAGUAA